UCAUGAUGGUUGUGAUCAUCCUCUCUGCGGUCCUGAUGUUGAUCUUUCAGUGCGCCGUCUCUGAUGUCGUAGAUGAUUUUGAUAAAUGCAGCGAGUUCUUCUUAGACAAUCAGCCUCCAGAGAUUCCUGGUGUUCUGGUAGAUUCAAAGUCAGCAGAUCAAAAUCAUUUCAAGUUAAUUUGUCAGGGUGCUAAAGACAAGUACACCUUCGCAACGUUUUAUAACACAACAUCCAGAAUCCCAGUGUUCUCAGCCUACACAUACAGUGGAAAAGGAAACUUCAACCGGGAUCAAGCAAAGAAACCCUGGUCAACUGAGCCUCAGCUUGACAACAGUGAGCAGGCCACUGAUGCUGAUUACCGUACAGACCCACCGAAUGUGAACCGCGGUCAUUUAUUUCCCGUCUGUCACGCAAAGGAUGUUCCCACAGCCAAAUCUACAUUCACCCUCACCAACGCUGUGCCACAGAAAGUGAGUUUUAAUGGCGGCAGCUGGGGUCGUAUGGAAACCUAUACAAAGCAGCUGAUGGAUUCACACUGCCUCGACAAUAAUAAUAAAGUGUUGGCGUAUGUGCUGACGGGGGCCGUACCUGGAACCAUAAACUUAAAUAACAGAGUGAAUAUUCCCAAGAUGAUGUGGACGGCGUUCUGCUGCUACAACAGUAAGAAUCAAUCCUGGUUCUCCAAAGCACACUGGGCCCCGAAUGUAGAUGAGAUUGUCAACCAGAGAACGAUUCCGACAGUGAGUCUGAUUAACUUACAUGAUCACCUGAAGAACACUUGGGGAGAAGGACUGAAACUCUUUAAUGACAAAUGUCUUACAGAUGAACCUGUGAAUACAAAUCUGCCCCCACCAGACACUGAGUGUGAAGAGGAGAAAUCAUUCUGUCAUCAAUCACGUCCUGUCAUAUUCUGUGAGAGGUCAUGUGACCACACUGAAUCUGUGCUCACAGAAAUAAGAAAGAUCUGUCAUUCAUGAAGUUCUACCUUCUGCCCUUUAAUUGUUUGUUUAUGAAAUAUUUGAUCUCAUUAAAAAUGAUUCUUUGUCCUGAUCAUCAGGAUGUUUCAUCACUUUCUUGCUUUAUCGCUGCAUUCUCUAGUAAAGAGGCACAUAAGAGGAAAUCAUGUUAUAAUCGCUCUCGUAUCUGCUAAACAAUCUCUAAAGUUUGUAUUGUUGCUUUGAAACUUGCAAUAAAUGAAUGAAAGA
Molecule: messenger RNA, 1205 nt
Organism: Xyrauchen texanus (razorback sucker)
Lineage: Eukaryota; Metazoa; Chordata; Actinopteri; Cypriniformes; Catostomidae
Product: endonuclease domain-containing 1 protein-like
Exons: 2
Coding region: 3-977 (324 amino acids)
Molecular function (GO): hydrolase activity; nucleic acid binding; metal ion binding
Source: RefSeq, a predicted model, not a curated record